Messenger RNA from Symbiodinium pilosum, 1049 nucleotides. NCBI's taxonomy places the organism in Eukaryota, Dinophyceae, Suessiales, Symbiodiniaceae. The record is from the annotation of a GenBank genome assembly.
GCGUGGAAGUCUUCGAGAAGCUGAACCGGCUGGGCGAGGGUAGCUAUGGUACAGUCUACCGCGCCAGGGAUACGGAAAACGGCGAGAUCGUUGCCUUAAAGAAGGUGCGCAUCCACGCUGAGAAGGAAGGCUUCCCCAAAAGCUCCUUGCGCGAAAUCCGGCUGCUGAAGCGGCUGCGGCACCCGAACAUCGUGGAGCUGCGCGAAGUUGCUUGUGGCAGGCAGCCGGGGAGCGUUUUUCUGGUCUUCGAGUACUGCGAGCAUGACGUGGGAGCGCUUCUCGAUCUCAUGGAGCGGCCUUUCAGCGAGGCCGAGGUGAAAUGCCUCACGCUCCAACUUCUGAAGGCGGUGGAAUGCUUACACGCAGCCUUCGUGAUCCACCGCGACAUCAAACUGUCCAACCUCCUCUUGAACAACAAGGGUGUCCUAAAGCUGGCAGAUUUCGGCCUUGCGAGGGAGUUCAUGGACUGGCAGAAGCCCGUCACCGUCAACGUGGUGACGCUUUGGUAUCGCGCUCCGGAGCUACUUUUCGGUGCGCAGAGCUAUACCAUGGCGGUGGACAUGUGGUCAGUGGGGUGCAACUUCGGAGAGCUCCUCUUGAAGCGUCCGCUGCUACCAGGCAAGUGCGAGGAGCAUCAGCUGCAGCUAACCUGCGCUUUGUUGGGAACUCCCUCGCCGCGGAUAUGGCCAGGGCUCGAGCGCCUGGCCCACUAUGGGAGCUUCAAGCUGCCGGAGAACACCUACAACAACCUUGGUGUGAAGUUUCCGGACAUGCCAGACAGCUGCCUUGACCUGCUGAACAGGGCGCUGACCUUCGACCCCGCGAAGCGAGCAACAGCCGGGCAGGCCCUGCAGCAUCGCUGGUUUGCAGAGGCUCCGGCUCCCCAGGAGCCGCACAACAUGCCGACCUGGCGGGAGCACCGAAAUGAAACGGCAAACCCUCGGGCCAACCCUGUGGUUGCGCUGGGGCCAGCAAAGCGUCCGGCCCCGCUCGUGGCACGCUCCGCCGUUUUCGCAGCGGCGAAGAAGAUGAAGUCGUGUGUCUUCUGA